CCUCCACUUGGAGUUUGAAGCGUCUGGCGGCGAGCGGCGGGACUUCAAGGAACUUAAUUAUGCCAGCAUUUCGACAAGUUGGAGAAAAGCAACUUCCCAAUGAAAUACUUUACAUGGUGUGGUCCCCUAAGCGGGACCUCAUUGCACUUGCUAACAAAACUGGAGAGGUUUUGCUUCAUCGUUUAGCUCACAUUUCUCAACGGGUGUGGAGCUUGGCACCCAACGAAACACAGAAAGAAAUAACAUCGUUAGCAUGGAGGCCAGAUGGAAAAGUUUUAGCCUUUAGUCUUGCAGAUACUCAACGAGUUGUUCUGUGUGAUGUGGAAAAGGCAGAGAUCUUACAUUUUUUCACUUUGGAAAACGUGGUUACCUGCAUGUACUGGGCUGAGGUGAUGGAUCAAAAAAGUGCCACUUCUUCAAUCAGUUUAAUAGAUGAGGAAGGAAGCCUUUUUCUGCCCAAGUUACCUGCACUGCCAAAGAGUUACAGUACCUCUGCAAAGAUAUUCAGUGAAGAAAAAUCAGAUGAAGUAACAAAGCUUUUGACUGACAGUAGGCUAAAUACCCUUGUUCUAGGGGGAGAUUCUGGAUUCAUUGAAUUAUAUGCAUACGGAAUGUACAAGAUUGCAACAGUAACACAAAUUGCCGGCCGAUGUUUGGGUCUUUGCUUAUCCAGUGAUUUCAAAGCAUUGUCCGUAAUUACAGAGGUUCAACUAUCCAAAGAACCAGAGCCAAUUAUCAGCUAUUUUCAGUUAGAUACCACCUUGCUGUCAGAUUGUUUGCCUGAGGUAACUCGGAUGGCCCGGAAGUUCACUCAUAUUUCAACACUCCUCCAGUACCAAAAACUGUCAUUGGCCUGCAUGUGUGAAGCCUGGGAAGAUAUUUUAAUGCAAAUGGACUUAAGGCUGACAAAGUUUGUGCAGGAAAAAAAUACUCAAACUUCAGUGCAGGAAGAAUUCAUGCAGCUGCUGAUGUGGGGUAAAGCUAGUCCAGAGUUGCAGUCUUUGCUUAUGAACCAGCUAACAGUUAAAGGUUUAAAGAAGCUUGGCCAAUCCAUUGAAUCGUCUUACUCUAGUAUCCAGAAACUAGUUAUUAGUCACUUACAAAGUGGAUCAGAGGCUCUUCUGUACCAUUUAAAUGAGCUAAAGGGGAUGGCUAUGUGGAAGCAGAAAUACCAACCUUUAGGGUUAGAUGUGCCAGCAAUAGAAGAUGCCAUAAAUGCUGUGGGCACAUUCAUACUGAAAGCAAAUGAGUUGUUACAGGUUAUAGACAGUAGUAUGAAAAGCUUCAAGGCAUUUUUCCGAUGGCUAUAUGCAGCAAUGCUGAGAAUGUCUGAUGACCAUGUUUUGCCAGAGCUCAAUAAGAUGACACAUAGAGAUGUAUCCUUUGUUGCUGAUUUCCUGUCUGAGCACUUCAAAGAGGCACCAGAGCUUUACGAUCAAAAGGGUCAAUACUUUAAUGUGGAGAGAGUUGGUCAGUAUUUAAAAGAUGAGGAUGAUGACUUAGUAACUCCUCCAGAGACUGAAGGAAAUCCAUGGUUUUCCUUCUUGCAGAACAGUGUUCAUCUUAAAGACAGCCCUUUGCUUUUUCCAUAUUUUCCGAAGAAAUCACUACAUUUUGUUAAGAGGCUAGUGGAAGGACAGAUUGAUAGUUGUCUACAAAAACCAGCUGAAGUCAUUGGAAAUUCUGUGCGUCAGGUUCUCUACGUGCCACUAUAUAAGCUACAUCCGAGUGACAGUGUUGUGCCCAGAUUUUCAUUACCAUCAUUUUGGAAUGAUAAGUCUUCAAAUUUCCAAUAUGUAGUAUUCACAAUGCAUGGCACUGAAUCUCCCAGGAUCUACAUAAUGCGAAGACCUACAGACCUUUCAAGAUCUGUUUCCAACUGCCUGAUUGCUGUGGAGUUUGGAGAUUCUUUGUGCAGCAGCAGAACUGAGAGCAACAAGGAAAGCCAGUUCAGCUUUUUGGAUGUUGGUUUUUAUGAUGAUGAAAUGCUGACAGUUCUACUGAAAGGACACAUAGACAAAGAAGAAAAAUGUCGGAUCUUGGCACAGUUACCGUUGUCAUCGAUUUACAGCGUAGAGGAAACUGAAAAAGAGUUGAGCUUUGAUUCUGGUAAAAGACUAGAUGAACAGACUAACCAUAUUCCUGUUCGGACAGUAACUGUUGAAAAUCAAUCACGGACUUUAGAGAAUAUGAAGGCACAGUAUAUUGCUGUAAAUGGUAUUCGUAAGGUUUCCUGUGUGCUCAGUUCAAACCUACGACAUGUGCGUGUUUUCGAAAUGGAUGUAGAAGAUGACGGAGAGGUGGAUGAAGAGGAAGAAGAACCGGAGUCUCAGGAUGUCAGUGGGACAAAGGAAGAUAUGGAAGAGACAGUGAAUGUUCAAGAUAAUUCUGAGACCAGUGAUGCUGCUGGGGUGAAGAACCCUGUGUUGCCUGAAGAUGAUGCUUCCAGCCUAGAAUCCGUGCCUGGAACCUGGAGUUAGUUUAUUUAAUGAAAAUUACUGCCCAAAUUCAAGCAGUGAAAAAGACUGCCUGCACUUGUACUGUAUUCUAGUUAGUUAUUUUUACUUGUUGAGGUCACUCAUGCACUGUGUCAGACCACUGGUGUAAAUUGCUGCAAGUGCUGUUUGUACAUAUUUGGUUAUUGUAUGUAUCAUGAAACUCAAGCACUGGUGUAACAGUGGAAUCAGUACAGCUCCAUAUCUUGGAUUUACUGAUUCCACCACAAGUGUUAAGGUGAAAAUAAAAGUACUAUGCAAAGUAA
Pristis pectinata (smalltooth sawfish) is the source of this 2761-nucleotide messenger RNA. It is a transcript of the gene anapc4, whose product is annotated as anaphase promoting complex subunit 4. The record is from RefSeq and is a predicted model, not a curated record. Gene Ontology annotation, molecular function: protein binding. Gene Ontology annotation, biological process: anaphase-promoting complex-dependent catabolic process; positive regulation of mitotic metaphase/anaphase transition; protein K11-linked ubiquitination. Gene Ontology annotation, cellular component: anaphase-promoting complex; nuclear periphery. NCBI's taxonomy places the organism in Eukaryota, Metazoa, Chordata, Chondrichthyes, Rhinopristiformes, Pristidae.